CAUGUCUGGUGGGCGGCGUGAGGCCACCCACAGGGGGAGGUCCGGGACUGCAGGAGCGCCCAACACCCGCUCUGGGGGGUGCAGAAGGUGGUGGUGGCUGCAGGGAGGGUGCGACGGAGGUGCAGCACCCACGGGGGUGUGCAGAGGCAGAUGUGCAGGGAUGGGGUGCAGGGUGCUGCAGCAGAUGCAGUGAGGGCAGCGGGUGCAGGGCCUGCAGCAGGUGAAGGAUGCAGCAGGUGCAGUGCAUGUGUGGGUGCAGUGAACUACAUCUAGCCAGUUGGUGCAGUACACGCAGCAGAUAGAGUAGGUGCAGUGCCUGUAGCUCGUGUGCAGCCAGUGCAAUGCACACUCUGGCUGCAGGAACUGCAGUGGGUUCAGUGUGUGCAGCACCUGCAGCAGACGCCACACACGCAGCUGAUGUGCAGCAGCUGCAGCACACACAGUGGGUGCAGUGCCUGCAGCAGCUGCAGCGGCUGUAUAGCAGCUGCAGUGCCUGCAGUGGGUGCAGUACACGCAGCAGGUGCAGUGCAUGCAACUCAACUUCCACUGCCCCCACAGCAGGUGCAGUGGAUGUGCAGGGGAUGCAGUGGGUGUAGUAGGUGCAGCAGUGCAAUGCCUGCAGCAGCUGCAGCACCCCCAGCAGGUACAGUGCCUGCAGUGGAUGUGCAGGGAAUGCAGUGGGUGCAGCAGCUGCAGUUCUGGGCUGCUGCCGCCGCCGCAUCCCCCCGAAGCCCACGCGCGGGGAGACCCCCGAUGACCCCGGGGCCGGUUUCAAACGGGGCGCCGGGGGGUCCCCGCGGGAGCAGCCCGAGCCGCCGGCGCUGUCACGGCCGCGGAGCCCCGCGCGGGGCCGUUUUCCCCCGGCGACGCGUGACGGCGGCCGCGCUCGGCCCCGCCAUUGGCGCGGGGCUCGGAGCCCACGGGCCGCGGCCGCCGGACGGGCCCGAGGCCGGAGCGAUGGGCGCUGCGGGACGGAGCGGGGCCCUGCGGCUGCUCGCGGUGCUGUGCGGGGUCCUGAGCGCCGCUGGCGACGGCGAGCCGGGGGCGCACUCUGUGGCCGAGGUGCUGUUCUGCCAGGCGGCCGUGCCCUCGCUGGGGCUGGCGCUCACCUUCGAUAGUGACCAGCUCUUCUGGUUCGACUUCCCCGGCUCCCGCUGGACCCCCAGCCUGCCCGACCUGCCCCCGUGGCCCCCGGCCCUGGAGCCCCCCGAGCAGCUCCUGCAGGAUGCCACGCUGUGCCAGGACCUGCGCAGCGCCCUCAGCGACGCCCUCACCGGCUACAUCCCAGAGGCCAAGGGCAUCCCGGCUGCCAACGUCUUCCCUCUGGAGCCGCCGGCGCUGGGCGAGCCCAACACGCUGGUGUGCAUGGUGGAGAACAUCUUCCCUCCUGCUGUGGACAUCACCUGGCAGCUCAACAGUGUCUCUGUCACCCGUGGGGUCACCCACACCCACUACACCCCCACGGACCAACUGACCUUCGUCCGCUUCUCCUACCUGCCCAUGACCCCCAGCGCCGGCGACGUCUAUUCCUGCGUCAUCACCCGCCAGGGUGAGAACAGCUCUGUCCUUGCCCUGUGGGCCGUCCAGACCCCGAGCCAGGACGAGGUGCUGGAGACGGCGCUGUGCGGCGCGGCCAUGGCGCUGGGCAUCGUGCUGGCGCUGCUGGGCAUCGCCAUGCUGCUGGUGGCACGUGGCUGAGCGUGGACGCGGCGCAGGGGCCGGUGCUGCUGAGCAGAGACAGCGACAGCUGAGGAGGGGGCUUGGGGGGG
Colius striatus (speckled mousebird) is the source of this 1769-nucleotide messenger RNA. Its product is annotated as class II histocompatibility antigen, M alpha chain. Bases 418 to 1698 code for a protein of 426 amino acids. The transcript has 6 exons. Lineage: Eukaryota; Metazoa; Chordata; Aves; Coliiformes; Coliidae. The record is from RefSeq and is a predicted model, not a curated record. Gene Ontology annotation, molecular function: MHC class II protein complex binding. Gene Ontology annotation, cellular component: MHC class II protein complex; membrane. Gene Ontology annotation, biological process: immune response; immunoglobulin production involved in immunoglobulin-mediated immune response; antigen processing and presentation of exogenous peptide antigen via MHC class II.